Messenger RNA from Lontra canadensis (Northern American river otter), 2264 nucleotides. RefSeq names its product BEN domain containing 4 (gene BEND4). NCBI's taxonomy places the organism in Eukaryota, Metazoa, Chordata, Mammalia, Carnivora, Mustelidae. The record is from RefSeq and is a predicted model, not a curated record. The transcript has 6 exons. The coding region runs from base 103 to 1857 and encodes 584 amino acids. Gene Ontology annotation, molecular function: DNA binding.
CGCACUCGGGCAGAGCCGGCGGGCGGGAGGCGGAGGCACCCUCGGAGCCCGGCGCCCGGCGGGGAGGGGGCGUGCGACCGGGGACCGGCCCAGAGGCGCAGGAUGGAGGAGGAGAUGCAGCCGGCGGAGGAGGGGCCCAGCGUCCCCAAAAUCUACAAGCAGCGCAGCCCCUACAGCGUCCUCAAGACGUUCCCCAGCAAGAGACCGGCGCUGGCCAAGCGCUACGACAGACCCACCCUGGUGGAGCUGCCGCACGUCCGGCCGCCGCCGCCCCCGCCGCCCUUCGCGCAGCACGCCGCCGUCUCCAUCAGCAGCAGCGAGCCGCCGCCGCCGCCGCCGCAGCCGCAGCAGCAGUUCCAGGCGCAGAGCUCCUACCCCCCCGGGCCCGGCCGGGCCGCCGCCGCCGCCUCGUCGUCGUCUCCAUCCUGCACGCCCGCCGCGUCCCAGGGCCACCUGAGGACUCCGGCGCCGCCGCCGGCGGCCCCCGCCGCCUCCUCAUCCUCGUCCUUCGCCGCCGUCGUCAGGUAUGGCCCGGGCCCGGCGGUCGCCACAGGCAGCAGCAGCGCGGGCAGCGACGGCGCCAGCCUGGAGCUCAGUGCAGCUUCAUCUUCCACUAGGAGGAACCUCACAUACACAGGAAUGGAUGCCCCAGUCCAAACUUCCAGGCUCUGGCACCAUGGUCUGUCUUUGGGAGAAUGGCUCAGGGAAGAGUCCAACACAGGCCCUCGAAGCCGUUUGAAGAGUCGAAUGAUCUUGGAUGCCUUUGCCCAGCAAUGCAGUCGAGUUCUUAGUCUCUUAAAUUGUGGAGGAAAGCUUCUGGACUCCAACCAUUCCCAAUCCAUGAUUUCUUGCGUAAAGCAGGAAGGCUCGAGUUAUACCGAAAGACAGGAGCAGUGUCCCAUCGGGAAAGGGGUCCACAGUCAGACCUCUGAUAAUGUAGACGUAGACAUGCAAUAUAUGCAAAGGAAACAACAGACUUCUGCCUUUUUGAGGGUUUUCACUGACUCCCUACAAAAUUACCUGCUCUCAGGGAGUUUCCCGACUCCAAACACCUCAUCGGUCAGUGAGUACGGCCAUCUGGCCGACGUGGAUCCUCUGUCAACCUCCCCCGUGCACACACUAGGUGGCUGGACCUCCCCGGCGACCUCCGAAUCCCACGGUCACCCAUCCUCUUCCACACUGCCAGAGGAGGAGGAAGAGGAGGAAGAGGAAGGCUACUGUCCAAGGUGCCAGGAGCUGGAGCAGGAGGUUAUUUCCCUGCAACAAGAAAAUGAAGAACUCAGACGGAAAUUGGAGAGCAUCCCAGUGCCCUGCCAGACCGUUCUGGAUUACCUGAAGACCGUGCUACAGCACCACAACCAGCUCCUGGUCCCGCAGCCCGCCGAGCAGCCCACCGAGGGAAGCAAGCAGCUGCUGAACAACUAUCCUGUCUACAUAACGAGCAAACAGUGGGACGAGGCUGUAAAUUCUUCCAAGAAAGACGGGCGACGGCUCCUUCGAUAUCUCAUCAGAUUUGUUUUCACAACCGAUGAGCUUAAGUACUCAUGCGGCCUUGGGAAAAGGAAAAGGUCAGUGCAGUCAGGAGAGACAGGUCCUGAAAGACGCCCUCUGGAUCCAGUUAAAGUAACAUGCCUCCGAGAGUUCAUUAGGAUGCACUGUACCUCCAAUCCCGACUGGUGGAUGCCCUCGGAGGAGCAGAUAAACAAAGUGUUCAGCGACGCCGUGGGGCACGCCCGGCAGGGGCGGGCGGUGGGGACUUUCCUGCACAACGGCGGCUCGUUCUAUGAAGGGAUCGACCACCAGGCUUCCCAGGAUGAGGUCUUCAAUAAAAAUUCCCAGGAUGGGUCCGGGGAUUAGUGGACAGAAUCUUGACACUGGAGCAGCUGGUCCUCUCACGAGUUCCAGUUGUCCACAUCCUGUUACCCUCACCUGCGAGUCCAAAGCACGUCCUUCUGCCAGACUUGACACAUCUCAAACCUUAAGUCUCUGACCUACUGCCACCAUUCCCAAACAGAAAUCCAUUUUAGGGUUGUUUGGGAAGUCUGUGGAACCUACAACAGGCUUUCAGGAGAUUACAAAAAGCAAAGAACCACAAUUGCGUUGAAUUGAUUGCUAGCUAGACAGUGAGGCUGAAAACAAUAGGGGAGCUCCUGGUCACGUGUCCGAAACCUUCACGUAAGCUCUGCUUCCCGAGCAGAGCCGGUCCCCAUGGAAGGCCGGGUUAGAGUAGAGAAGACAGAGACAUGGAGUUAUUUUAAGGGACG